UAGCUUUCCUUCUCCUUUAAGUGUCUCCAGCACCAUGGAAUAAAUUUGGGAUCACCCCGUUUGCUGCAAUAACAGGUACCGGCUCUCAUUCAUUCAUUGGGGGGGGGGAUCUGUUGUCAGCCCUCAAAGAUACUGCUUAUAUAAGGUCUGACUGGAACCCAGGCAAGGAGUAGAGAGAGCCAUAACUACCUAUAGUAACCUCUGGUUAGAGCUGCCACAUCAGUGUCGACCCUCGCUCCUCUAACUCAUUGGCGGAGCUUCUGCAGUGAAAGUGAUUCCAGGAUAAUAGACGAAUAGCUACAAAUGUCAUGGUUUCAGGUGUCUGCUGGGCGUGUUUGCUCUCAUGUACUGUCAGUGUUGUGGAACAUGCUGAACUAAAUAUGUGAUAGGAAUUCAGCGAGACAAUAGAGAAUGUACCUGCAGCCUUCUGUUUAUCUUUAAUUCCCGGGUAUGGUGAUUUAAUAACCUGACCUUGUUAAAUAAAUAUCCCAUAGUCUGCAUUUCCUUCUGGAGGAGCAGGUGCUUCGCAUGCCAGGGACAGCUGUGGGCGUUGUUUAGGGUGAUAUAUAUAUAUAUAUAUAUAUAUAUAUAUAAGAUCAGGAUCUCACUCCCAGCAUCAGCACUCCCGUAUAUCACAUUCCCUGCCAUUCACUCAUUCUAGAGAUUUUUUUUCUUCUUCUUUUUUUACCGUGUCUGUUUUCAGCAAGCCUUUAUUUCCCCUUUGCUUUGGAGGUGCUUUCUAAGCCGUCAUGGGGGACAAAGCUCGACCGCAAUGUUACUUCAACGUGGAGGUGAAUCGGGAGCCAAUUGGCCGCAUUGUCUUUCAGCUCUUCUCAGAUGUGUGUCCUGAGACAUGUAUGAAUUUCCUGUGUUUGUGUACAGGUGAAAAAGGAAUCGGAAAAGUCACAGGAAAAAAAUUAUGCUACAAGGGUUCCACCUUCCAUCGAGUGGUUAAAAACUUUAUGAUACAGGGAGGGGACUUCAGCGAAGGAAAUGGGAAAGGUGGGGAGUCCAUAUAUGGCGGCUAUUUCAAAGACGAAAACUUUAUUCUGAAACACGACCGAGCGUUCCUGUUGUCCAUGGCUAACCGGGGGAAAAACACAAACGGAUCCCAGUUCUUUAUAACCACAAAAGCAGCCCCACAUCUGGAUGGUGUCCAUGUUGUGUUCGGACUGGUGAUUUCAGGCUUUGAAGUGAUUGAACGGAUUGAAAGCUUGAAGAGCGACGCUGCCAGCCGACCCUACGCUGAUGUUCGAGUCAUUGACUGUGGGCUGCUUGUAAGCAAGUCAGUGAGGGAAGAAAAAAUUAAGCAAGCUCCAUCUCAAUCAGAGGAGUCUGAUUCCAGUUUCAAAUCCACUACUCCUCCAUAUUCUUCCUCAUCGUCUUCAGAGUCUUCCUCUUCGGAGAGCGAAGCUGAAAUAGAGAAGCACCGAAGGAAGAAAAGGAAACGGAAAACCAAAGUGAAGCACUUAAAACGGAGACGGAAAGAGUCCAGCAGGAAAGAGGAGGCCAGGGAGAAAAGCCCCUCGAGGGAGGAGCACAGUCCUCAGUCAGUUAACAAUCAUCUGACAGAUGAUAAAGAUAUUACGUCGAAGAGGGAGAAACCCAUCGUUCGCCCCGAGGAAAUCCCUCCUGUACCUGAGAAUAGGUUUCUCCUCCGCAGAGACGCACCUGUGGCAAAGCUGGAGCCUGAACAGAAACCUGCUUCUGUUGAACCUGAAAAAAAUGAUCAGCAGAAUGCACCACUCUCCAAAUCUGGCAGGAGAAUUCGGGGCCGCGGUACAAUAAGGUACCAUACACCACCUCGAUCCAAGUCUCGUUCAGAAUCUGAAGGGGAAGGAGAGAGCAGUGAAACUCCUCCUCACUGGAAGGAGGAAAUGCAGAGGUUAAGAGCCUACAAACCGUCUUCAGGAGAGAAGUGGAGCAAAGGAGACAAACUCGAUGACCACCUUUCCAUUCAAUGGGGUCAAGGAAGUGCAUCACAGAGGUCAAGUUCCUGGUCACCUGAUGGCUAUCAUUCUGAUGGGAGUAGAGAAAGAGGUUCUCGCUCUAAAAAUCGUAAGAAGGAGAAGAAAAUAAAACACAAAAAGAAAUCCAAGAAGCUCAAGCAUUCAAAAAAGCGCAAGCCAUCAAAAAGAGAUCAGUCCCUUGUGCCCAAAGAAGGAGUCCGCCUUUCUUCAAACAAGAAGUCAAAAUCCUCCCAGGAGAGAAUGAAAAGAUCUUUGUCGGCGUCAUCUCGAGACUCUUCCAAAAAACACUUGUCUAGAUCCAACAAAGGCGACGGUUCCUCUGUUCAUUCCAGCAGAGGUGCGCUCUCUGAUUCUAGAUCAAGAUCUUAUUCAAGAGAAAGUGCGACAUCUGGAACAGGUUCGAAAUCCUCUUCCCGCUCUAUAAGCGACUCCAGAGGUAGGUCUCCAGUGAAAGCUAGGUCAAGACACAGGAACAAAUCAGGGUCCAUAUCAAAUUCAGUGACUCCUUUGUCCGGUUCCAAGCAAUUGAAAACGGUGUCCCCACCCCCCAAAAACGAAGAACCCCCUUUAGUAGAAACUAAACCAGUUCCCGUGGUAGAGCAAGGGAAACCCACAGUUCACCAAACUGAGAAGACUGCAUUGCCAGUGGUAACUACGGAUAACAAACCUGAGAUUCCAAUAAGUGACAGUCCACCACCUUCCAGAUGGAAACCUGGACAGAAACCAUGGAAACCAUCUUAUGAACGAGUGCAAGAAAUAAAGGCCAAAACAUCCGGUGUUUUGCCCUCACAAGGUAAACGUACUGUAGAGGACACUAGUAGCCACACACGUAAAAAGCGUCUGGCUAGCUCUGAUAGUGACCGCAGUGAUUACUCGAGCAGUUCAAGCUAUCGGCAGAAAUCCAGGAUGCGUUCUUCUCGGAGUCUGUCUUACAGCAAAUCCUAUUCAAGAUCAAGAAGUCUUAGUACCUCAAGUUCCGAAGCCAUUUCUCGCAGUGACUCCUCAUAUGACCGAUCCUCCUCUUACGAUUCUAAAAACAGGAGUCAUUCUAGGAGAUCUGGCUUAAGGAAACAAACCCGUUCCAGAGGUAAAAACAGUCGCUCAAAAAGUACAGCAAGUAGGUCCAAAAAAACUAAUUCUUCAAAAAGCAUAGAGAGUAAUUCUGAUUCUGGAACUUCCUCUGACGCAGAGAAGGAGAAUUAUCAGAACAUUGUGCUGGAAACCACCAAGGCUUUAGAAGACCUUAAAAAUCAUAUUGGUAUAAAGAGUACUCCGGAACAAAAUGACAACAAAGAUACGAGCUUAGAUAAACAACAAGAAAAGACUGAAAACAGCAGUGAUUUCAUACAGGCAGUAUUACCAGAAAAAAGUGACCAAUUGAAAGAAAAAUCCAGCGAUGUCGGUCAACUUUCAAACGGGGAAAGAAACGCAAGUAAUUUAAGUGCAGACAAGCUUGCAUCUUCUGAGAAGGAGGAAGGGGAGGCCAGUUCUGAAUCGGACACAGAGGUUGUUUCAAAGUCCACCACUCCUGGUUCUGGAAAUAUUCAGGAAAACCUCCCAAAAUCCCGGCCGUUGGCGAGCCCGAACCCUGAUCACAGUAAAAGCAAAUCGAAGAAACGAAAACGGCGUUCCAGCAAAAAAAGCUCCAAGAAAAGCCACAUGAAAAAGAAUAGGGAAAAGUCAAAGAAGAAAAAGGAGAAGAAACGCAAAGCCCAAAAGAAGAAGAAGCCCGUGUUCUGCUGGCAGCCUCCUUUAGAGUUUGGCGAAGAGGAGGAAGUGGUGAUGGAGGAACCUGACGUUAAGAAAAAUAGCGUCACAGAAAAACACAGUCGGGUUCAAGACAAGUCUUUGGAAGACGUUAGUCAGUCCUCUAAAAAGAGUGCAAACAGCAAAACUUUGCGGGUCAAGGAGGAAAUUUCCAAAGAACAAAUCAAAAGCUUGAAUCAAGGAAGUCAAGAGAACAGAGGGAAAAGGCAAACAACAAACACAGAAAAACUUCAGAGCUUAACCGUGGGUUUGGCUAAGUCUACCACUAGCCGCAAAACUGGUAAUGGUAGCCUCUCAUCAAGUCAUGUUAAGGAAGAGUCCAAUUCUCCUGCCAAAGGACAGAGCAGCAUUUCAGGUGUUACAAAUGGGCAGAAAGCUUCAGUAGCGGCGGCUUCCAUUACAGAUGAGAAGUUGCAAGUCCAGGAAGAGAAGACUGUUGGUAGCUCGCUGGAACCAGGUGAUGUAGUCAAACUGGAAAAAGGCAACAGUGGAAACUCUGAAGCUGCUGCAGCAGCUCUUGACAAUAAAUGGAAACCAGUCCAAGGACAGAGUAUCCUGCAGAUGAUGAAAUCUUCCAGCAUUCCACUGGCCAUCCCAACAGAGCAGGAGAAGAAGUCUCAGGGCCUGCGCAUAGAGAUCAAAAGUAAAAAUAAAGUCAGGCCCGGGUCGCUUUUUGAUGAAGUCAGAAAAACCGCCCGACUUAACCAGCGCCCCAGAAAUCGAGAUAGCUCGAGCGAAGAACGGACUUCAAGCGAAGACGAGAAAAGCCGAUCGACCAGCCAAGCAAGAUCACGCAGUAAAUCCAGGUCGGCGUCCAGUCACAGAUCAAGAUCUCGGUCGUACACCCAGUCAAAGAGCCGUUCUCGAUCAUACAGUUAUUCAUCCAGGUCUAGAAGUUACACGAGAAGUCAAAGCAGGGAGACGUAUAGACGGUACAGGACACGGAGCCGCAGCAGAUCUUACAGAAGUUACACCCGUUCGUACAGCAGGAGCCGCUCCAGGAGCUCCUAUGAUCACCGCAGAAGGUCAAGUAGUCGAUCCCACACAUACGACAGUUACGACAGCAGAAGCCGGAGCAGAAGCCCCAACUAUCACAGAUCCCGUAGUUACAAACGGCGCUCCAGGAGUCGGAGAUCAUACGGGUCAUACAGUAGCAGUGAUGCGAGUUACAGUCAUCGCAGGCGACACAGUGGAAGAAGCUAAAAAACAUCUGUAUUCCUUGUUACGUAUCAAACAUCCCCCGCGGAACCCCCGGGUGUCUCCUCUGUGGAUCCUGGUGCUCAUUACUCUGCUCUGAGGGGCGGAGCUUGGGAGACCUUUCCCUAUGAUCUGGGGGUAGUUCUGCUGUUUGAUUGGUCAGGACUGUGGCGUGAAAGUUAAUUUCUUAGAUCAGUGCUGUCCAAUUUAUGUGGUACCGAGGGCCGAAAUUUUUCCGGCCUACAUAGUGGAUGGCCGAUAAUGGAAGCCAGUGUUUACCACUCCCUGU
Xenopus laevis (African clawed frog) is the source of this 5223-nucleotide messenger RNA. It is a transcript of the gene nktr.L, whose product is annotated as natural killer cell triggering receptor L homeolog. The coding region runs from base 750 to 4940 and encodes 1396 amino acids. Gene Ontology annotation, molecular function: cyclosporin A binding; isomerase activity; peptidyl-prolyl cis-trans isomerase activity. Gene Ontology annotation, cellular component: cytoplasm; mitochondrion; nucleoplasm. Lineage: Eukaryota; Metazoa; Chordata; Amphibia; Anura; Pipidae. Gene Ontology annotation, biological process: protein folding. The transcript is spliced from 16 exons. The record is from RefSeq and is a predicted model, not a curated record.